Molecule: messenger RNA, 739 nt
Organism: Vigna radiata var. radiata (mung bean)
Lineage: Eukaryota; Viridiplantae; Streptophyta; Magnoliopsida; Fabales; Fabaceae
Product: cellulose synthase-like protein H2
Exons: 2
Coding region: 117-623 (168 amino acids)
Biological process (GO): cellulose biosynthetic process; plant-type primary cell wall biogenesis
Cellular component (GO): trans-Golgi network; plasma membrane
Molecular function (GO): mannan synthase activity; cellulose synthase (UDP-forming) activity
Source: RefSeq, a predicted model, not a curated record
GCUUACGAUCUGUUCCUGAAAUUUGCUACACUCUUCUCCCUGCUUAUUGCAUCAUCAACAACUAUACUUUCUUUCCCAAGGAACUCGGGCAAUGGAUUCUUGUCAUUGUGUUUGUGAUGUACAACAUAAGUACUCUUGUAGAGUACUUGAGAACAGGGUUGUCAAUUCGAACAUGGUUAAACAGUGAAAGAAUGGCAAGGAUAACCACCACAAAUGCUUGGUUUUUUGGAUUUUUGCAUUUCCUGCUUAAGCUAUUUGGAAUAUCAGACAGUGUGUUUGAAAUAACAAAAAAAGAGCAAUCAUCAUCCAAUGAGGGUGCUAAAGAAAAUAAUGGUAAAUUCACUUUCAACAACUCUCAGAUUUUUGUACCUGGUACAACUAUUUUGCUUAUUCAAAUCACAGCACUGGUUACCAAGUUGUUGGGAUGGCAAGCACCUGUUAGAAAUGGUCAUCGAUCCGGCAUAGGAGAACUGUUUUGCUGUUCAUAUUUGGUUGUGUGCUACUGGCCAUUUUUCAAAGGUUUAUUUGGCAAAGGAAAGUAUGGAAUUCCCUUAUCCACGAUAUGCAAGUCAGUGGUGUUGACUCUUCUUUUUUUGUAUUUUUGCAGAGCUUAUCAAGGAUGAUUGGAUUUGGAUGUUUCAAUGUAUUUUGCUACUUCAUAUCCUUCUCAUUGUAUGGUUCCAUUCUUAGAAUACAGUAAUUGAAACAUAUGAGAUAAUAUGGAGUGGUAUAAGUUAUC